Molecule: messenger RNA, 3372 nt
Organism: Nerophis ophidion (straightnose pipefish)
Lineage: Eukaryota; Metazoa; Chordata; Actinopteri; Syngnathiformes; Syngnathidae
Product: KH domain-containing, RNA-binding, signal transduction-associated protein 2-like
Exons: 8
Coding region: 1-912 (303 amino acids)
Biological process (GO): regulation of alternative mRNA splicing, via spliceosome
Cellular component (GO): nucleus
Molecular function (GO): poly(A) binding; mRNA binding
Source: RefSeq, a predicted model, not a curated record
AUGCCCAGCAAGCGUGUUCCCACCAUCGCCGCCAUGACCAUCUGCUGUCCACCUCCCUGCCAGAAAAGGCCACGUCCUGUCAAAGCAGCACCUCUCAAGUUUAAUUUUGUUGGAAAGCUGCUGGGGCCUCGGGGAAAUUCCAUGAAAAGGCUACAAGAGGAAACAGGAGUGAAGAUGUCCAUCCUCGGAAAAGGGUCCAUGAGGGAUAAAGACAAGGAAGAAGAAUUGAGGAAAAGCGGAGAGGCCAAAUAUGCACAUCUGAGUCACGAUCUUCAUGUGUUAAUUGAGGUCUUUGCUCCACCGGGUGAGGCCUAUUCCCGUAUGAGUCACGCCUUAGAGGAGAUAAAGAAAUUCCUUGUUCCAGACUACAACGAUGAGAUCAGACAGGAGCAACUACGUGAGCUCUCUCUAUUGAAUGGCUCUGACGAGUCCAAAACGGGCAGGAAUGCACAAGCAAGGAGCUCUCGAGCAGCAACUACGGUAUCCAGCAGGGCCCGCAGGAGCGCGGGAAGAAGCGCGCGAACACCUCGGGGGACGGCGACUGCCACACACAGCAAGCUCACAGCGUCUGUUUUAAAGAGGGAGGCCCAAGCCCCCAGAGCCAGGGCGGCGGCGGCAAGUGGAGGUUACCGACCCUCGCUGUUAGCAGGCACUCAUGAAUCAUACGACGACUACGGCUACGACGACGGAUACGGAGGAGAAUACGACGACGAGAGCUACGACGCCUAUGACGACAACUACAGCAAUCAGUCAAAGAGCAUCUCAGAUUACUACGAAUACGGACAAGCAACAAACGACGAUUCCUACGAUAACUAUGAGGAGGAGUGGCCCACUUCACGUCCCAGUCUUAAAGCUCCGCUCCUACAGCUGACAAGAGGGGGAUACAGAAAACAUCCCUAUGGUAGAUACUGAAGGUGCUCCAUACAUAUGGCUUGUCUAAUUAUUCAUGAUAUUUAUUUAGAUUUAUUUCAAAAAAUGUUUGCCCAAAACCCGUUAAAGCAGCUGUUUUCAAAGUGUGAAAUGAGCACCUCAAAAACUAUACUAAUUAGAAUGCAUUAAAAAAACAUGUGUUCUUGUCUUACAUAAGGAUUACAAAUGACAGGCAAAAUCCCCCCUAAAAAGUGCAGUUCCCCUUUUUACAUGUGGGUUGGCGUGUAUCCUCUCAUCGAUUUCUUCUACGCUUCUGAGGCUGGAAUAAGUCCAGCGCUCCCUCAAGGUGGAACAUGUUAGUGCAAUUGAAGUUUGGAUGCGGCACACAAAAUAAAAUGAUAAAAUAAUCUCUCAAAGCCAUCAAAUAUAUUCUGAUCUAAAUUGAGACACCUGGAAAAAAAAUCAUAGAGAUGAGGAUGAAAGGACCAUAAUGCCUCUGAAUUUACUCUCUAAAAUCAAAAUUCACAUCCUUGUCUCGAUUGCAACUAAGUGUGAGGUCAUUUUUGAACUGUGUCUAUUUAAUUAACAAUACAUAUGCAAAAUCUAUCAAUUCAUUUGAUUUAUUUUUUUGACAGUUAAUAUUAAACUGUCAGCCGUCAUGCUCCCCCUAGCUGUCUAAGGUUAUCAUGAUGCGUCACAACUCCACACACAUUUGUACUAAACAAAAGUCUUAACAUCACCAAAAAUAUCAGGGUGGUUAUAAUAAAUGAAACAAAGUUUCACACAUGGAGUUACAUCCAUCCAGGUGCAUACACACACUACUUUACCAUGACAAAACUUAGACACUUGAAAAGCACUCACAACACAUUUGUUUUUCUUUUCCAAUACAUUCUAACUCGUAAAUAAACACUAGAAAGUGUCAGCCAACAAUGGACGUAAUGGAUAUUGAUCUAGUCCUUCUAUAAAGCCUUUUAAAAAUAUCCAAAACCUUCAUAAACAUUUCUGGUCAACACUUCCCACUUCCUGCUAAAUUCAAACUUGUGAAUGGAUACUCACUGUGGAAUGACAAGUGAGUAUCCAAUCACAGUCUCGUUAACAUCAGGCUACCUAGAUAGGCUACGGUCAACAACUUGUGAUCUGAUUGGCUAUCGUAACUAUCUCAACUCUGUGUUCUCAAAUUCAUCUGCCAACGGUCCCAAUGAGUAUCCAAUCACAGGACGCGUAAAUGUCAUGUUCAACCUUAGGCCAUCUAGAAGGUCUGACUGUCAACAACUCGUGAUCUCAUUGGCUAUCGCAACUGUCUAUCACCUGUAUGUCCCCGUUCUCUUACAGUGCACGGACGCCCGCAUUGUUGAUUUCUGAAGGCCUCUGGGAGAUUUCAUACAGCAUGGCAACAAAAGCUAGCUGAAUUCUGAUUGGAUACAAACUAAAACUAAGAACAACACCACUGGAAGGAGCAUAAUACGAUGUGAAGAGAAUAUGAAUCAUUUUAGAUAUUUAGGGAAAGUAAAUAAAAAAAUAAUUGUAUCUUAAAUUCUGAUCAUGAUUUCUGAUUAUGUUAGGCCUGCAAAGAAGGCCUUGCUGGCUAUCACUGGUAAAAAUUCUGUAAGUACAUAUGUAAUAUAGCCAUAGGCACAUUUAAAGUAACGUGUAAAAUGUACGUAUUUUGGUCAUUUUAAGCAUACAGCGACACAUUAAUUUCACAGACGCGUCACGUUCACUAUUUCCUUCAACAACAGUUAUAACUAAUUAUGGCAGAUUUCAUGAGAGACACAGCAACGAUUACUUUGGGACAAAUGAUGACACAGAACUUUAUCUUGUUGACCCAGAACAUCCAGAGAAGGAGUUAAAAGUUUUGGCCUUGUUCACACUGCAGGUCAAUUCAGACUUUUUUGCCCAUAUGCGACAUUUUUUUUUCCAUGUCCGCGUGUACUGCGCAACCCCCAAUUUUUCAUGUCCGACCCAGGCCGUUUUCAUACGUGGAAACAGAUUGGAUAUAUAUGCAAUGCGUCCUCGAUGUGAAUGCUCCCACACCAGGGGUCACCAACCUUUUUGAAACCAAGAGCUACUUCUUGGGUACUGAUUAAUGCGAAGGGCUACCAGUUUGAUACACACUUAAAUAAAUUGCCAGAAAUAGCUCAAUUUGCUCAAUUUACCUUUAACUAUAUUUUAUUAUUAAUAAUUAAUGAUAUUUAUCUUUGUGGAAACACUGAUCAUCUUAAUGAUUUCUCACAAUAAAUAUGUAUAGAAAAAGAUAAAUAUCAAUAUGGAACACUUUAUUUUUAUAUUUUCUCUAAGUGCACAUUUUUCAAAUUGAACAUUUUCAAAUGAUCACUUCGAAGACAGUCUUGUGAAAUCACAAUAUCCCAUUUUAACUAGCUAGCAACUAACAUUUUUUAACAAAUCAUAAAUUACUUUGCACCAUGUUUGUACAAAUAAUAACUCAUGUAAAAUACAAAAGUCAACUCUCAAAUGUUUAAAUAAAUCAUGUCACACUUUGAA